Sphaerulina musiva SO2202 is the source of this 1479-nucleotide messenger RNA. Its product is annotated as BAH-domain-containing protein. Bases 52 to 1110 code for a protein of 352 amino acids. The record is from RefSeq and is a predicted model, not a curated record. Gene Ontology annotation, molecular function: chromatin binding. Lineage: Eukaryota; Fungi; Ascomycota; Dothideomycetes; Mycosphaerellales; Mycosphaerellaceae. The transcript is spliced from 4 exons.
GCAUACGCCCGCAACGCGCUGGCACGCACUGCCACUGCCACCUCGGAUGCUAUGGCACCGGCCAAAGCGACUGGCAUAGCAAAGAAGAGUGCGACUAGGAACAAGAAACAGCCGCCUCUCGCACAACCGAAAGAGCUGCUUGAGGAAGAUAGGGAACAUCUCCGGCACUGGCUGUCCAGGACUGACAAGCCUUUUGGUGUCAAGGUCGCUGCGCUGACGCGAAAGCGCAAGCGGCAGGAAGAGAUGCAUGUGGAAGAGGGGCUGCUAGUACCCGAUCUCAGGGUGCUGUACGCAGUCAAGCCUCGCGACAAGUGGGAUAGCUUGAGGAAGUAUAAAAAGUUCACAGUUGGAACCGAAAGCAUUGCGACUGGACAAUGCAUACUAGUCAAGCACGACGCCUCAACCGAGGAUGUAAGGAUGGCGUCUGAGACGCAGUGGAAGGCACAAGUGCUCGAAAUUAGAGCCCUGGACAGUGAGCAUGUUUUUAUAAGAGUUGCAUGGCUCAACAGGCCGGAGGAUCUCACCUCAGGUCGGCUGCUACAUCACGGCAAAAAUGAGCUGAUUGUGACCAAUGAAAUGGAUGUGAUCGAUGCAAUGUGUGUGAAUGGCAGUCUCGAGGUUGUGGCAUUAGAUGAUGAAGACGAUGAGAGCGGGACUGUUGAGGAUCAAUACUUCUGGCGGCAGACAUUCGAUAUAACAACCAAGAAAUUCUCGGAAUUACGGCAGAUCUGCAUUGACAAGAAGCCAGCAAACCCAGAUGAGAUGAUAAUCCAGUGCUCAAACACAGCUUGUCGAGAAUGGCUACAUGUCAAAUGCAUUGCUGAACAAGCGCUCAGAGACCAUGAAAAAGCUGCCCGACAAGGAGUUCACAACAGAGAGGCUUCUCGCGCCAAAGAUGACAGCAACGAAGAGGCUGGCGCCACACCUGCAGUAUUCACUUUGAACAAGAACAAGACCAAAGUGGAAGUCUAUGUCAAAGGUGACCCUACUGGACCGGACGACGUACCUGCGACGAACUCAGAGAUUGUUGUGAUUCCAAGAGUUGGUCCAGCCUAUGCACAAGACCUUGUAUGUCUGAUGUGCUCGGUGCCGCUUGCGGAUGACAUCUAAAUGUGAUGCCUGUUCAUUGCUUGCAACGCAAUGCCAACAGUCUCAAUCUCAGUCUCUGAUGAUUCCUCCACGCUACUGCAGGAACGUGCACAUCGCCAUGAGCCGGCGGAGCCGUUCCUCUUGGUAUAUCUAGUUAUGGACGGUAUGCGAGUAUUUCGCGCUUCUUGUCCUGCGCAAGACUACAAGCAGCAUUAGCCUUCCUUACCGACGUGAGCUGGACGCUGAUAUUUGAUGUUGUCUCUUGCUCGAAGCAGUAACACUGUGGGGGGGGCUAUAUGUGUGUGAGGCACUGUGUAGGUGUGCUUCGGUCGGCGAUUUGGACCUUUCUCACUUAUUUGACAAGACGCAGAGAAGUGACUACGAAUCUAC